CAAGCCGGCACCACCCAACAAAAAUAACAUUGACCCAGAAACAUCUUCACUACGUUCCAAAUCAUCGAAAACCACCAAGUUCACAUGAUCAACGUGUACGUCUCCACAACCACUUCAUUUCCUCUCCGAUAUAAAACCCCACGAUUGAAAAAUCAACAAAAAUAGCAUAAAAAGCUUUCCUUCUUUCCCUCUGUCAUCGGCUUCUCAUUUCAUUGGUGGUCUCUUGUAAGUUCUGAAGAUGGGUCCGAUAGUGGUGACACAGCUGGCGACGGGUCUGAGCGUACUGGCCGGUGCUGCUCUGGUGAAGUCGGUGAUGGACCAGAAGCCCAUGGCUGGGCCGGGUCAGUUUCCGAGAUGUCCCAAAUGCAACGGCACCGGCCGUGUCAAUUGUUUAUGUUCUCGCUGGUCCGACGGGGAUGUCGGGUGUCGGACCUGUUCUGGGUCGGGCCGUAUGGGCUGUAGUAGCUGUGGAGGCUCUGGGACCGGUCGGCCCCUCCCCAUUCAGCUUUCCGUUCGGCCACCGAAACGUCCCUUUUAACGGGUGUGUACUUUAGAAGCUUACAAUCCCAUGUUCUCUCUUUUUUGAAAAAAAAAAAUUGUUAUUUUUAUUCAAUUUAUGUAAUAUAUAUGUUGCUGAUACUUGAAAAGAGAAACAUGGGAGAUUACUAGGUUGUAAUCAUUAUGGUUAUUUCGAAAUUUAUACAAUGAAAUGGUUCUCUAGCUGGUUGAAUCCUAGACAUUAUAACAUACAUAUAUGGUUGACUGUAUGUCAUGAAUUCUAUGAAGCUUCUGCUUUUUUUUUUUU
Molecule: messenger RNA, 805 nt
Organism: Ilex paraguariensis (yerba mate)
Lineage: Eukaryota; Viridiplantae; Streptophyta; Magnoliopsida; Aquifoliales; Aquifoliaceae
Source: the annotation of a GenBank genome assembly